AUGUUUGCAACUGUUCCUCUAUACGAUUCACCCAUUGUGAGGAUAUACAUCUUGUCGGAGAAUGAAGAGGUUGUUGCAGAUGAAAGAUUUGAUGUUGUUGAGGAAAUAAUGAGUGUUGGUGACUUCCAGUUGGCGCCAACAUUGGAAGAGUUCUCACAUAUAGCAAACAUUAGUAUCAAGGAUGAAAUCCCUUACACCGGUCUAGGGGAACUUCCUACACAUCAACAAAUAGGUUCAGCUAUACGUCUAGAUAAAGCGGAAGUGAAAGCUAAUCUUGGACCAAAAGGAGGCACUUCAGGUUUCACUUUGAAGUUCUUAGUGGGAAAAGCUUCAGAUUUCAAAAGUAAAGAAGAUUGGGUUGCUUUCAAUGCUGUGUUAGCCUUGAUACUCUAUGGGAUUGUCUUGUUCCCAAACAUUGAUGACUUCGUGGACAUGACUGCUAUACGCAUUUUCUUGCUAAAGAAUCCCAUUCCCACCUUGCUUGCAGAUGUUUAUCACUCUAUCCAUUGGAGAAAUGAGAAGAAGGGGGGGAUGAUCCAGUGUUGCGCUCCUUUACUGUAUAAAUGGUUCUUAUCUCACUUACCAAGCGAAGGGCCUUUUGUUCAGAACAAGGAUAACCUCAAGUGGUCUCAAAAAAUCAUGUCUCUCACUGCCAAUGACAUCACCUGGUACUCUCGUGUUUAUGAUGAUGUAGACAUAAUCGUCAAAUGUGGCAACUUCCAUAAUGUGCCACUCAUAGGAACUCGAGGUUGCAUCAAUUACAAUCCAGAGCUUGCUAUGCGGCAACUUGGGUUUCCUAUGAAUGACAAACCAGAAGACAAGUUGUUAGAAGGUUUCUUGCUGGGAGAAGGAGCGAAGGACUUUGAUCUGGUGAAGAGGAUAGGUCGUGCCUGGACUAAAGUUCGUAGAGAAGGAAAAAGGGAGCGUGGAAAGAAGAAUUGUAUAGCUAGAGGGCCAUAUACAAGUUGGGUCCAAGCCAGAGCUUCUCAAGACAAACUACCAUACCCUUAUGAGCCUCCAAUGCAUACAAAUCCUCCAGAACCUACUCACGUCACUAUGGAGGAAGCUAAAGAGCUCAAAGUUGUCAUCCAAACAAAUGUGGAAAGGACUGAUAAGGAGGAAUAUAAGAGAAAAAGAGUCAAACAGAGGUUAGAUCAGGCUGAGAGCUGCUUGAAUACCGUCAAAAGCCAACUGAAAGAGGCUGAGAGGGAUUGUCGUGAGAAAGAGAAAUGGUGGAAGCUCGCCACAAAACAAAAAAAGAAGAUAAGAGAGACGCUUGAGGCUGAGAUAGCCAACCUCAGUGUUUCACUCUUUGAAUCAAAAGAAAGGGAAGAACGAGAACGCCGCAGUAAAGAGAGUGCUAUGGCUGCUACUCAGGUUACACCUGAAAUGUGGAAUGGAAAGUGCCAGGAGGUUGAAAAUGCUAAUGAGUGGGAACGAUACUAG
This is a messenger RNA of Lathyrus oleraceus (garden pea), 1446 nucleotides long. RefSeq lists its product as uncharacterized. The transcript has 3 exons. NCBI's taxonomy places the organism in Eukaryota, Viridiplantae, Streptophyta, Magnoliopsida, Fabales, Fabaceae. The record is from RefSeq and is a predicted model, not a curated record. Bases 1 to 1446 code for a protein of 481 amino acids.